This is a messenger RNA of Coniophora puteana RWD-64-598 SS2, 1844 nucleotides long. RefSeq lists its product as uncharacterized. Gene Ontology annotation, molecular function: cysteine-type peptidase activity. The record is from RefSeq and is a predicted model, not a curated record. The coding region runs from base 1 to 1662 and encodes 553 amino acids. NCBI's taxonomy places the organism in Eukaryota, Fungi, Basidiomycota, Agaricomycetes, Boletales, Coniophoraceae. The transcript is spliced from 7 exons. Gene Ontology annotation, biological process: proteolysis.
AUGUGCGGCGGUAAUCCAGCACAUUGGGUGCUUACUUGGGUCGACUUCAGUCAGCGAGAAUACGGAGUGUUCGACAGCUUACCCCAGUUCCACUCCGAAUAUUGGGCUGUCCCGGGGCUCAAGUCAGUGGUGGACACAGUGUGCGAAUUCAUCAAUGGCGAGAGCAUACCUUGGGUAAAGUGGACACGGCGCAUGCAGGUACCACCAACGAGUGAGCAGCAGGUUGAUGGGUGGUCAUGCGGCCUAUUUGUCCUCCUGGCCAUGGCUACGUUGUGCCGAAAGCAGGACCCCAACCUGAUUGGUCACAGUCAGCUGGAGGCGGCGAAGCAGAUGGUGCUAAGAGAGAUCCAAACCGAGAUUGGCAAGCGAAAAGAACCACCUCUUGAUGAUGGCCCAGACGUCAAUGAAGGAGGGGGUAAUGGUGGCCCGGGCAUAGGUGACUCGGGAGGAGGUGGAGAUAGAGGUGGGAACGGCGGUGGGAACGGCGGUGGGGACGGUGGUGGGGACGGUGGUGGUGAUGGUGACGAUGAUGAGGGUGACGGAGAGGAUGAAGACGAGGAAAGUGGGACGCACCGACGCUCCGAGGCCCAGCGUAGAAAAGACCUCGAAGACGACCCAUAUACGGAUAAGGUCGAACCGCACUCCGUUUUUUCUCCACUCAGUGAAGAUCUAGACGCUGCAAUAGACGAGAACGUGACCUUGUCGGAGCAAGGCCGUUGGAUCCGAGUUGCAGAUGCGCAGCCUUCGCCUUCUCUUCCAGCCGCUACGUACUUCAAUUCUCCUUCUUCAACUGCUGUUCAAUACGCUGCUGCACGAAGCGAAAUCCUGGAUGAAGAUCACAAAAUCUCUAUCAUUAAAGUCCUCGACUCCCGCCGACGCUGUCAAUCUCACACAAACGUCCAUUCUGAGAGAGAAGCAGGGCUCAACCCGAAGUUUGCCGCUGAAACUUCGCUGAACAAAGUCAUCCGGGCACGCGAAGGGAUAGAGAAGAUGUCUAUUCAAGAAGCCUCCCACCGUGCUCGCGUUGCUCAGUUCCAGCACGAAGAGAACUCCCAAGACAGCGCUCGCAGGGGGUUGAUGCGCUGGAUUGGGACCGCGCAUAGAAUCAGGGAAGUCCUCGGACCCAACGGAGGUUUACCACAGCUCCACACGCGCAACGUGACCAGCCUCUAUCCCCUAGUAAUCGGAUCACACAUUAUCAUCCGGAACUCUGUCCGCAUAUACAUUGGUGAGGUCCUCAAUUUCUACUACAAAUCUGAAGCAAAAGCAAGCCGGCAUAACUCUCUUGAGUCGGUUGAUAGUAUUGACGAGAUCACGUCUCUCGCGGUGCGCAUUUUCAUCCCUUUUGAGCCGAUCCCGGCCCAUUGCGAUGAUGAUUUUAUGUACGACGAUUCAGGUGACGACAUCCCCGGCCCCGUCCUUUUCCGCCCAUACCACCUCAAUCAUGAGCUGCACACUUACAUCGUGUCUUCUGACGAAGUCCUAUAUCACCUGGGUCUCCUCGCCUUCACCAAGCGAUCUGCUGGCGAGCCUUCUUCCUAUCCACUAAGACUCACUCUCGAUGCGGCUUCGCACUGGAAGGCUCUCACGAAGCCAGCGAUUCGACAGGUUUUGCCCAAGAUCAAGAUUCCGGGCGGGAAAAUGGCAGCGCCAUCUUUGUGAUUGACUACUUGUAACCUCUCGUAACGUGUUCGGUGAGCCCCUGUAGGGCUGUAGUCAUCAGUAUUACAUCACGCAAUCUGAGCUAUCACAUGACCGAUGUCUCUCCGACUUAGCAUAUUUGACAUGAGGAUUAGACCUCCGGUGUGGCAUAUUUGAGACCAAAAUCCUAUGUUUUGACGGAG